Messenger RNA from Perca fluviatilis (European perch), 1078 nucleotides. Its product is annotated as cyclic nucleotide-gated cation channel beta-1-like. The record is from RefSeq and is a predicted model, not a curated record. NCBI's taxonomy places the organism in Eukaryota, Metazoa, Chordata, Actinopteri, Perciformes, Percidae. The transcript has 5 exons. Bases 1 to 741 code for a protein of 246 amino acids.
AUGGGGAAGUGCCAGUACUCCAUUACUACCAUACCAGGCACCGGGGCUAAUGGCCCUCCACUUACUCUUGAGCUUGAAUCUGAAGUUCUCGUGUCUUGUUGGAAUAUACUGAUACUUCCAUGUCUUAAAUUCACUCUUUUUUGUUUACAGGAUUUGACAAAAGGAUUUGCUCAGACGUGGAGCAAAGGUGAAGAGAAAGAAGAAGGAGAAGAGGAAGACGAAGGAGAGGGAGAGGAAGAGGAGGACAAUGUUGACGAAGAAGAGGAUAAUGAUACGUCAGCCGAGACGGAGGGACGGUCCUCGAGUUUGGACGACUGGACAGAGAAGCAGACGGAGGAGACUCUGACCGCUAAGCCUGAAGAGCUGAAAGAAGAAUCUGUCCCCGACGGAGAGCAGAAAGCAGCUGCAAUCAGCGAGCAGGCUGACACCACAGGUGGAGAAAAGACAGACGAUGGCACCAAACCGGCCAAUGGGACAGCAGACAGCAACUCCAAAAGCCAAUCAGGCUCCAACAAAAAGCUGUCUCUCUUCAGGCGGCUGUCCUUCUCCAGGUCCAAGCAGACCAGCGACAGGGACCAAACCCCAGCGCAGGGAGCCAUCAGCGGGGACGCAGCCGUCCGGGGAGGGCCUCUCUCCUCCUCCGCUGCUGCUGCUGCUGGGAGCAGCGAGCCAGAGACAAACCGAGGCGGAGCGCCGUCCGGAGCCAGGGGCCCUCGCUCUGGAGCCUGCACCAUGCUCUGAUCCCAGCGACUAAACCCUCAGGUGGCCUCGGGUAUCUAGAAAAUUUUAUUUAAAGAGCGCUUUAAAGAACAAACCAAAGUUUGUGCCAAAGUGCUUUACAACAUCGUUGAGCAAAAGUAAAAAUCAUGAGACAAAAAUAGAUUCGGGCUGCAGUUAAUGAUUUUUGAAUGAGUCAAACCGAUUAUCAAAAUAGUUGGCAGUAAAAUUGAAUAGUUAACAACUAAUCAAAUAAGCGAUUAAUCUUUGCAGCUCUAAAGUACAUAAAUGCAUACAAUACCAACAUACAGUGCUCAGCAUAAGUGAAUACACCCAUGCUAAAGUUGACUAAAAAGAGGAA